AAAGUCUGAAGGUCGUUUUUGUGGCGAGAAAAACAUGAAGUUAUUUGCUGAGAAAAAUAACAGAUUAACCUAAAUUUAUGCUAUAAGAAGUUUCACUUUCUAAAAUAAUGUCAGCGGAGUGUGAGAAAAUGACGUCUGAAAAGAGUCUAGAAGAGGAGCUGGGAGAGAUGAAAAGUGGAACUGAGAUAAGGCCAAGGUCUCCUGUAUCCAGCUGUGUGUCCUUUAAGAGCGACCACUCAAUGACACCCCCACUCGACUUUAAAGAGGGAACAGUCACUCAUGAAAGAAUCACAAAACAGAGCUCGAAAAUCAUCUGCAGAAAUUCACUGGAGUCCAUAUUUAAGGAGCUGGAGCACAAAUUUAUCACAUUAUUGAAAAACAACUUGAACAGAUUCAAGAAUCUACUUAGUGCUGAUUACCCAGCAUGCUCUAAGGAGGAGGAGGAGGAGGAGGAUUUGGACUGUGUUAGAGAGGGUGUGCUGAAGAUCACACUACACCUCCUGAAGAACAUGAAGCAGAAAGACCUCGCUCACAAACUGCAAAUCAAGCUGGCCUCUGUGUAUCAGCGGAAGCUCAAAUCCAAACUUCUAGAUAAAUGUAAAAGAAUUAAUGAAGGAGUCUCACAGCAUGGGACAUCAACACUUCUGAAUCAGAUCUACACAGAGCUCUACAUCACAGAAGUUGGGAGUGGAGACAUCAAUAAUGAACAUGAGGUGAGACAGCUUCAGACAGCGUCCAGGAGACCAGCAGUAGGGGAGACACCCAUCAAAUGUAAUGAGCUCUUUAAAGACAAGUCCAUCAGAAGUGUGCUGACUAAAGGAGUAGCUGGAAUUGGAAAAACCGUCUCUGUGCAGAAGUUCGUUCUGGACUGGGCUGAAGGGACAGUGAAUCAGGACGUCCUCUUCCUGUUUCCUCUUCCCUUCAGAGAACUGAACUUGAUGAAGCAGGAAAACUUUAGUCUGAUUACGCUUCUUCAUCAGUUUUUCCCUGAACUUAAGGACUUGGAAGUAAUAGACAGUAAUGUUUCCAAAGUUCUGUUCAUCUUUGAUGGUCUGGAUGAGUGUCGACUUCCUCUAAAUUUUCAGAAGAAUGAGAUGUUGUGUAAUGUGACAGAGUCAGUCUCAGUGGAUGUGCUGCUCACAAAUCUCAUCAAGGGGAACCUUCUUCCCUCUGCUCUUCUCUGGAUCACCACUCGACCAGCAGCAGCCAAUCAGAUCCCUCCUGAGUGUGUAGACCAGGUAACAGAGGUACGAGGGUUCAGUGAUCCUCAGAAAGAGGAGUACUUCAGGAAGAAGAUCAGUGAUCAGAGCUUGACCAAUAAAAUCAUCAGACACAUGAAGUCUUCCAGAAGCCUCUACAUCAUGUGUCACAUCCCAGUCUUCUGCUGGAUCUCAGCCACUGUUCUAGAGAGAAUGUUGGGUGAAGCAGAGAGUGGAGAGAUCCCCAAGACUCUGACUCAAAUGUUCACACACUUCCUGGUCUUUCAGAUCAAACACAUUGACCAAAAGUACCAUCAGAAAUGUGAUCUUGAUCUUCCCCAGACCAGAGAGAGUAUACUGACUUUAGGAAAACUGGCUUUCCAACAGCUGGAGAAAGGAAACCUGAUGUUCUAUGAGGAAGACCUGAGAGAGUGUGGCAUUGAUGUUAAAGAAGUGGCAGUGUACUCAGGAGUGUGUACUCAGAUCUUCAGAACCGAGUCUGGACUCCACCUGGGGAAGAUGUUCAGCUUUGUGCAUCUGAGUGUUCAGGAGUUUUUGGCUGCUUUAUACACAUUUCUCUGCUUCCUCAACAAAAAGACAACAAUAAAACAAACCACUGAUCUGUCUGGUCUUUUCAAUAAGUCAGAAAUGUCUGAGUUCCUCAAGAGUGCAGUGGACCAGGCCUUACAGAGUGAGAACGGACACUUGGACCUGUUCCUCCGCUUCCUUCUGGGUCUCUCAGUGGAGUCUAAUCAGAAGCUCAUUCGAGGUCUGCUGUCACACACAGGAAGCAGUUCUGACUACCAAAAGAACACAGUCGAGUACAUCAAGUUCAAGUUUGAACAAAAUCCAUCUCCAGAGAGAUUAAUUAAUCUGUUCUACUGUCUGAACGAGUUAAAUGAUGAUUCACUAGUAAAAGAGAUCCAAAGCUACAUGAGCUCAGGACGUCUCUCUGAAGCUGAACUCUCACCUGCUCAGUGGUCUGCUCUGGUCUUUGUGUUACUGACGUCAGAGGAGGAUCUGGAAGUGUUUGAGCUUCAAAAGUUCAUAAAGUCAAAAGAAUGCUUUAAGAGACUGCUGCCAGUCAUACAGGAAGCCACAACAGCUCUACUCAGUGAGUGUAACCUGACAGAGAGAAGCUGCUCGGCUUUACACACAGUUCUCAGCUCAGAAUCCUCCAAGCUGACUGAGGUGGAUCUGAGCAGGAAUCCUCUGGAGGACUCAGGAGUGAAGCUGCUUUGUGCUGGACUGAAGAGUCCAAACUGUAAACUGGAGACACUGAGGCUGAGUAAGAGCGGUAUUACAGAGAGAGGCUGUACUGAUCUGAUAUCAGCUCUUACUUCAAACCCUUCACACCUGACAGAGCUGGACCUGAGUGAGAACACCCUGGGAAAUGCAGGAGUGAAACAGAUCUCUACUCUACUAAAGAGAUCAUUGUGUAAACUCCAGAAACUUGUACUUUCAGACUGCAGUAUAACAGGUGAAGGAUACACUGCUCUGGUUAAAGCUCUGAUGUCAAACCCCUCAUCACACCUGAUAGAGCUGGACCUCAGAGGGAACGACCCUGGAACAUCAGGACUGAAGGAACUUAGGAAUUUGAUGAAAAAUACAAAAUGUAAACUGAAUACUUUGAGGUUGUUGAAAAGUCCUGAUGCACAGAGAGCUUGUGAUCAUCUGACUGGUGUUCUGGGUAUAAACCCCAUACUGCAGACGGAUCUGAAUCUGAGCGGGAAAAUAGACGGAGACUCAGGAGUAGAGCAACUCUGUGUUUUACUGAAGGAUCCACACUGCAGACCUGAAACACUUCAGCUGAGUAAGAGCGGUAUUACAGAGAGAGGCUGUACUGAUCUGAUAUCAGCUCUUACUUCAAACCCUUCACACCUGACAGAGCUGGACCUGAGUGAGAACACCCUGGGAAAUGCAGGAGUGGAACAGAUCUCUACUCUACUGAAGAGUUCAUCCUGUAAACUCCAGAAACUUGGACUUUCAGACUGCAGUAUAACAGAGGAAGGAUACACUCCUCUGGCUGAAGCUCUGAAAUCAUCUCGCCUGAUAGAGCUGGAUCUCAGAGGGAACGACCCUGGAGACUCAGGAGUGAAGCUGCUCACUGAUUUACUACAGGAUCCAGACAGUACACUGAACACACUGAGGUCAGGAAAACAAUGAACAAACAAACAAAUAAAAAACUCAACCAAUCAAUAAAUCCACAAUCUAGAUGCCCACUGACAAUGAUUUAAUUCUGCUGAAUAAUUUAAUUAAAAUUAUUCAGUUUCACUGUAUCACAUCGUAAUGUUAAAGGGUUCUGAAUAGAGUUUUGUAUUAAAUAAACCUAAACAAUAACACUACAG
This is a messenger RNA of Clarias gariepinus (North African catfish), 3547 nucleotides long. RefSeq names its product NACHT, LRR and PYD domains-containing protein 3-like. NCBI's taxonomy places the organism in Eukaryota, Metazoa, Chordata, Actinopteri, Siluriformes, Clariidae. The record is from RefSeq and is a predicted model, not a curated record. Bases 108 to 3365 code for a protein of 1085 amino acids. The transcript is spliced from 12 exons. Gene Ontology annotation, molecular function: protein binding.